Oryzias melastigma (Indian medaka) is the source of this 2897-nucleotide messenger RNA. It is a transcript of the gene ndnf, whose product is annotated as neuron-derived neurotrophic factor. Bases 349 to 2064 code for a protein of 571 amino acids. Gene Ontology annotation, molecular function: protein binding. The transcript is spliced from 4 exons. Lineage: Eukaryota; Metazoa; Chordata; Actinopteri; Beloniformes; Adrianichthyidae. Gene Ontology annotation, biological process: extracellular matrix organization. The record is from RefSeq and is a predicted model, not a curated record.
AGUGGAGGUUCCAUUGCCAGCGGAGCGGCAGGGGAGGGACGGACUCUUUGCACUCGGGAUACCAGCUCAUACACGCACUCUCUCUCUCACACACACGCGCGCUCCUGCCCACUAGAGACUUGUUAAAUCCGCAAGAAAACUGCAAACACUCAUCAGCGCAGUCGCUUAAUCCGAUUGAUCGGCGCCAGCAACGCGCGUGAGGACCCGGGAACUAGUGCGCACGGCGGAGAGGACAGCCGGGAGUUUUCAUGUCUUUUUAGACAAACUGAUUGAGUUUUGCGAUCAUUUGAAGAGGACUUUUGAGAUCAAGAGGCACCAUCCGCCAGAGGACUUCCACAUUUCGGGAGGAUGAGGCAGGGCAGAGGUUGGAGCUCGGCUCUCCUGCUGCUGCUGGGGCUGGGCUGUUGGGCCCAGAAGCUGCCUACGAGAGAUGAAGGGCUCUUUCAGAUGCAGAUCAGAGACAAAUCUCUGUUCCACGACUCCUCGGUCGUCCCAGACGGAGCAGAGAUCAGUGGUUACAUUUUCAGGGACACACCCAAAAGGUACUAUUUUGUGGUGGAAGAAGACAACACUCCCCUGUCUGUGACGGUGACACCCUGCGAUGCCCCUCUGGAGUGGAAACUCACCCUGCAGGAGCUGCCUGAAGAGUCCAGUGGAGAGGCAUCAGGGGAGCCUGAACCCUUGGACCAACAGAAGCAGCAGGUGACCGUCGACGAGGGCACGGAUCUCUUCAGCUACAAGGGCAACGAUGUGGAGUCCUACGUGUCGACCAGCACGCCGUCCGGCCUCUACCAGCUGGAGCUGCUGUCCACGGAGAAAGACAGCAACUUCAAGGUGUACGCCACCACAACUCCAGAGUCCGACCAGCCGUACCCACAGCUGCCCUAUGACCCCCGGGUGGAUGUUACAGCGCUGGGACGUACCACAGUCACGCUGGCCUGGAAGCCCACACCCACAGGGUUUCUCAUGGGCCAGCCUGUUCAAUACUGUGUGGUGAUCAACAAGGAGCACAACUUCAAGAGCAUGUGUGCUGCUGAGGCUAAAAUGAGCAACGAUGAUGCAUUCAUGUUGGCUCCAAAGCCUGGCAGGGACUUUAGCCCGUUUGACUUUGAGCGCUUUGGCUUUGUUCCCUCCUACAAUGGUUUUGGCAAGGACAGAGGCCUCACAAGUAACAAGAUCUCACGGGUGUACCCCCCCAAGCCCAAAGCAUCAGACAUUCAGAAGGUGUGCAUUGGCAAUAAAAACAUAUUCACUGUGUCAGACCUCAAACCAGACACGCAGUACUACUUUGAUGUGUUUGCUGUGAACUCUGCCACCAACACCAGCACUGCGUACGUGGGAACUUUUGCGCGCACUAAAGAAGAGGCUCGCCAGAAGACCUUUGACCUUAAGGAUGGCAAAGUUUCCAAUGUCUUCAUCAAAAGAAAGGGAAGCAAAUUUCUGCGCUUCGCUCCCGUCUCCUCCCACCAAAGGGUCACCUUGUUUGUCCACUCGUGUCUGGACACAGUGCAGGUGCAGGUGAGGCGCGAUGGCAAGUUGGUGCUCUCCCAGAACGCCGAGGGGGUCAGACAGUUCCAACUUCGAGGAAAACCAAAAGCCAAAUACCUGAUCCGCUUACGAGGGAGCCGGAAGGGAGCCUCCACUUUGAAAGUGCUCGCCACCACGCGACCCAGCAGCAAGCAUCCCUUCCCUUCUCUUCCCGAGGACACUCGCAUCAAGGCCUUUGACAAGCUGCGCACAUGCACCUCUGUCACGGUGGCCUGGCUGGGCACACAGGACCGCAACAAGUACUGCAUCUACCGCAAGGAAGUGGCGGACAAUUACGGAGAGGAGCAGCGGCGCAGGGAACAAAAUCAGUGCGCUGGGCCGGAGAGCCGCAGGAAGUCAGAAAAGGUCCUAUGCAAGUACUUCCACAGCCCGAACCUGCAGAAAGCUGUAACUACAGAGACCAUCAAAGGUCUGGAACCCGGCAAGACCUACCUACUGGACGUUUAUGUGGUGGGACACAGUGGACACUCAGUGAAAUACCAGAGCAAACUGGUAAAAACACGGAAAUACUGCUAAAAGACUUUACAAAGAAGAAAUCUAUUAUAUAAAUAUAUAAAUAUGAAUAUAUAUAUAUGUAUAUAUAUGUAUAUAUAUAUAUAUAUAUAUAUAUAUAUAUAUAUAUAUAUAUAUAUAUAUAUAUAUAUAUAUAUAUAUAUAUAUAUAAAUAUAUAUAUAUAUAUAAAGUUUAUUUAACACUAAGUGAUAUUCUACUAUCCAGAAAGACUACUCACGCAGCGGACGGGCCCGUGGCAGUGACUGAACUGUUUGCAGAGAAAGAUAUCAACCUGUAUAUUUAUGUUUACAUUUCACUGUGGCGCGUCUGAGCGGCCCGUAGCGUGAGUUGCUUCGUCCCGGGCAUGCCGCUUUGACUUCAUCUUGCCACUGGGGCGAGCGGAACUUCAAAGAAGGUCAUAUUUCACCGUGCGUGUUUCCUUUGUUGCUGCAUGACAUUUGCUUUGGUCUGUCAAACGUGUCUCAUCCUUUCAGUUCCAGCCCACGCCGGCUGGAGGAGAUCCAGUCGCUGCCCGCUCUGUACAGACCUCUCACUGCAUAUUUACAACAUGUUUUUAGAAGGAAUUUAAAUUAUUUUGUACUUCUCGUCUGUUUUAAUUGGUGGCAGAAGGAGCUGUUGGAAGUGAACUGCAGUUUCACGAGGACUUAGCUCAGACAUUCCUUUGUGCAUCUCAGCCAGUGUUUGCUCUAGAGCCCAUCUUGUAAAUGUGUUCUGUGCUAGAGAUCCCUGUUAUUAUCACUGUAUCGCUGUGUGUUUGUGCGUCACGUGUACAGAACUGUCCUGCCAAUAUUCAUGUACAUAAAGACUAAAUAUAGAACAAGUAAUCCCUGUGUCA